AUGACGGAGAAUCCCUUCAAUCAUGAGCUUUCAGAGGAAUCUACCGAGCGAUUAUCAGAAGGGCAAAUACCGCUUGUUACUGCGUGCCAAGAAGAUCAAUGGCCCAUGGAUGCUGACAACUUGAUUGUCGGAUAUGUUGUCUCAAGUCGCAGUCCUCAAUUGACGUCCGGCAUGUCAGUGUGUAAGUCUGAACACCUGAUCAUUGAACGACGGGCCAUUUGGGUCGAGACGGCGCUGCGAGGUCAAAGUGUGGAUCCUACAUUCACAUCUUGCAAGAUGACUUGA
Penicillium diatomitis is the source of this 285-nucleotide messenger RNA. RefSeq lists its product as uncharacterized. Lineage: Eukaryota; Fungi; Ascomycota; Eurotiomycetes; Eurotiales; Aspergillaceae. The transcript has a single exon. The record is from RefSeq and is a predicted model, not a curated record. Bases 1 to 285 code for a protein of 94 amino acids.